AAUGAUCAGUGGCUGGUCAUCGACAGAAAGGUGUACAAUAUCACUCAGUGGGCCAAAAGGCAUCCAGGAGGGUUUCGGGUUAUCAGCCACUAUGCUGGAGAGGAUGCCACAGAGCCGUUUUCUGCUUUUCACCCUGAUCCAAAGUUUGUGCAAAGGUUUCUGAAGCCUCUGCAGAUUGGAGAGCUGGCAUCAACAGAGCCCAGCCAUGAUGGGGGAAAAAAAGCUGCGAUCGUACAGGAAUUUGCUGCUUUACGUGUUCAGGCAGAGAAAGACGGUCUGUUUCGAUCUCAGCCUCUGCUCUUCUGCCUCCAUGUGGGUCACAUCUUGCUGCUGGAGGCGCUUGCCUGGCUGGUGGUCUUGCACUGGGGAACAAGCUGGAGCCUGACAUUUUUAUGUGCAGUCCUGCUGGCAACUGCUCAGUCACAGGCCGGGUGGCUCCAACACGACUUUGGCCACCUGUCUGUCUGUAAGACAUCCCGCUGGAAUCACUUGGUGCAGAAGUUUGUCAUUGGUAGUUUAAAGGGCGCUUCUGCCAACUGGUGGAAUCAACGACAUUUCCAGCAUCAUGCUAAACCCAACAUCUUCCGUAAGGACCCUGAUAUCAGCCUGUUGGACAUGUUUGUACUUGGAACCACUCAACCGGUAGAGUAUGGCAUUAAAAAGAUCAAACGUUUUCCCUAUAAUCGCCAACACCAGUACUUCUUUCUUGUGGCGCCACCGCUGCUCAUUCCAGUUUUUUACAACUAUCAUAUAAUGCACACCAUGAUCACCCGCCGUGACUGGGUGGAUAUGGCUUGGGCCUUGACAUUCUAUCUUCGCUACUUCUGGUGUUAUGUACCCCUGUAUGGUCUGCUUGGCGCAUUGGCACUCAUGGCCUUUUUCAGGUUUCUGGAGAGUCACUGGUUUGUGUGGGUAACUCAGAUGAAUCAUCUGCCGAUGGAAAUCGACUAUGAGAAGCACCAGGACUGGUUAACCAUGCAGUUACAAACCACCUGUAAUAUUGAGCAGUCCUUCUUCAAUGACUGGUUCAGCGGACAUCUCAACUUUAAAAUUGAACAUCAUCUGUUUCCUACGAUGCCGCGGCACAACUACCACCGGGUAGCCCCCCAGGUCCGUGCCCUGUGUGAGAAACACAGGAUUCCGUACCAGACGAAAACUCUGUGGCAAGGCAUGACAGAUGUUGUCAGUUCACUGAAAAACUCGGGGGAGCUCUGGCUCGAUGCGUAUCUCCACAAGUGACCGGCGUGAUUCUGCGCACUUGAGGCUAAAGUUGUGCUUCUCUCCUCUUCCUCAUUAUAAAUUGAAUCUGUUUGGCGUUAUAAUCGAGUAAAGUCUGAGAAUGAUCUUUAGUUUUUGGUGUUAGAGUUAAAUCCCAGAUUUUGUGCAGCAUUU
Molecule: messenger RNA, 1392 nt
Organism: Monopterus albus (swamp eel)
Lineage: Eukaryota; Metazoa; Chordata; Actinopteri; Synbranchiformes; Synbranchidae
Product: fatty acid desaturase 2-like
Exons: 12
Biological process (GO): lipid metabolic process
Cellular component (GO): membrane
Molecular function (GO): oxidoreductase activity, acting on paired donors, with oxidation of a pair of donors resulting in the reduction of molecular oxygen to two molecules of water
Source: RefSeq, a predicted model, not a curated record